Molecule: messenger RNA, 1941 nt
Organism: Oncorhynchus keta (chum salmon)
Lineage: Eukaryota; Metazoa; Chordata; Actinopteri; Salmoniformes; Salmonidae
Product: peroxisomal biogenesis factor 19-like
Exons: 8
Coding region: 383-1339 (318 amino acids)
Biological process (GO): protein import into peroxisome membrane
Cellular component (GO): peroxisome; peroxisomal membrane
Source: RefSeq, a predicted model, not a curated record
GUCAAUUUAAAGAAAUGUAGACAAUUGAUUAAUUGCUACAUUUACGCUAACAUUGGAUAGUUAAUCCAGAGAUUCAUACAUUUGCCUCGAUUCAGCAGUCUCGUCCAGAUCAUCAUGACGCUUAUACUUCACGAUAGCCACAUUAGCAGCUAAUUAGCAUUUCAUUUGUGUGGGGGUUAAUAGACUAAUAUAUUUAUAAGUCAACCUUGUAAAUGUCUCUCGGACAAGUUAUCAAAACGCCUCUCCUGAGUAAGCCUUCACGAAACACAGCCCUUUAAGUGUUUCUAAAAUCCCCUAUGGAAAAAACGAUUGGAACCAUUUCCCGUUUGACCGCUAGGUUUUAUGAGCAUUAUGACCCAUACUGUGUGACACUAUUGUCUCAAUGAAGAAUCGGACAUUUCCGAGUUCCCAGUUAUUUUUAACGCGGUAUACGGACGAGCAAUAUCCACGGUCAGAGCAUGGUAGAAGGGGACUUUCUAAAAACACGCCACUUCGAUACAUCUACAACCAAAGUGACUUUAUAGCAGGUGCGCUCGAUGACUUUGAGAAGACAAACUCGGCCACCUUGGGCCCAGCCCCUGCUGCUGCCAUGGCUCCCCCACCAGCCAAGGGCAGCGAGGAGAAACUCCCUCUACUGGAGGACAGUCAGUUCUUCGAGGCACUGUUUGAAGGUGAGAUGGCCUCUCAGGCAAAGGAAGAGUGGGAGAAAGCCAUGACUGAACUCGCACAGGAAGAACCUGAGCUGCUGCAACACUUUCACAAAUUGUCAGAGGCAGCAGGGAAAGUUGGUAGUGAUGUAGCCUCCCAACAAGAAUUCACUUCCUGUCUCAAAGAUACCCUCAGUGGAUUGGCUAAAAAUGCAGACAAUUUACAGAGUGCAGGAUUGGCUGGAGAGGAUCUGGCAAAGACUCUGGAAGGGCUGGAUUUGGAUGAGGAUGGAGAGCGGGACGGGCAAGAUGGAAACAUCCUGCCGAUCAUGCAGUCCAUCAUGCAGAAUCUUCUCUCCAAGGAAGUGCUCUACCCGUCUCUCAAAGAAAUCACUGAGAAGUAUCCUGAGUGGCUGAACAGCAAUCGUCAGUCCCUCCCCCCAGAUCAGUUCCAGCGCUACGAACAGCAGCACAGGGUCAUGGGAGAGAUCUGCAGCCUGUUUGAGAAGGAGGGAGAUGGGGAGAAUAGCUUUGAGAGCAUUCUGGAAAUCAUGCAGCAGCUACAAGACCUGGGCCAACCACCCAAAGAGCUGGCUGGUGAAUCACCACCUGGCCUAAACUUUGACCUGGAAUCCUUGAAUCUCUCAGGAGCCUCUGGGACUGGAGCUGCAGAUCAGUGCUCGAUCAUGUGAUCUCAGAGCAGCCAGUUCAAUUGAUACACAGGCUAGGGCCGUGUGCUACCGGGCUGACGAGGGAGGACCAUCAAUCACUAUAGCAGAAGGAGGAGAACAAGACUGUUUGCACUGCUCUCCUCCUAACAUAUGUUUCUGUGUCAAAAUAGAAGAGCACUGUGAAGGGUGGCAAAACAAACCAAUGUGACCACACCCUUCGGUAACUCACUGAUCAUUACAUAACUGAUUUUUAAGUCAAUUGCUUUGGUUUGUCAUAAUAGGCUCUUCCAGGUCAUUUAUAGUACAGGUAGUACCAUUCCCACGCACAGCUCAACUGACUAGCACUAGACUUAUCUGGCAGUUUUUACACUCACCACUGUUUAGCCUAAUGAGCACUGAAACUGGUUGAACUGCCCUGUUGGUUAAAACAGUGCCUUGCACAUUUUUCUUCAGAAUUUGAGAAUGUUCAUUACUGUUAUGAGUCUUACAGCAGGGAUAUUAGGUUUCUCUCUUGUAAGAGUUGCUGGGUGAAGAUUGAGUUGUAUCAUGGGGCUGCGUGCCUAACAAAGGUUGUUGAGUCAGUGUCACGGUUCCACUCAUCAAUAAAGUAACACUAACACCUC